Molecule: messenger RNA, 581 nt
Organism: Clunio marinus
Lineage: Eukaryota; Metazoa; Arthropoda; Insecta; Diptera; Chironomidae
Source: the annotation of a GenBank genome assembly
AGUUUCUCUUCGGGUGUCAUCAUAGUCACUUGGCUUUCGUUCUGUGGAAAAACGCGCGUUUGAGGGUUAUAAAAGAGAACAAAUUUAUCCUCAAGCAGACACUUCAUUGUGUAUUUAAUAUUUCUUUUAUUCUGAUAUAAAUUAAAAUCUAACUAAAAAGAAACAAAAAUCAAAGGAGAACGUGUAAGAAAGAAAAAUGAAAUUUAUAUCAUUUUUCGUAAUUUCAUUGGUGUUAUGUCAAAGUCAUGCAAUUGACAACAGGGAUUUGUAUGAAAUAUUUGGACAAGGAAGUGUUACUUUGCCUGGCGCUAACGAUGAAUCGAAGGAGGUUUCACUACAAUUGCCAAUACACUUCUAUGGAGAAAAAUAUGAUUCCAUUUUCAUAUCAUUCUUUACUUCUUGACGUGCACCACUAUUUAUUAUGGGUACCUCCCAAGCAGAGUGUGCUGUUUUGUAAAAUAAAAACGUUAUUUUUAGUCCCAGAAAUAAAUGUUAGAAGAGCGACGAUGUUGGUAAAAAUAGAAUAUCAAUAUGUUAUGAAAACUCUUCUCAAGACACUCUCGGAUAAAAAGAACUUUUAA